Protopolystoma xenopodis is the source of this 402-nucleotide messenger RNA. The record is from the annotation of a GenBank genome assembly. NCBI's taxonomy places the organism in Eukaryota, Metazoa, Platyhelminthes, Monogenea, Polystomatidea, Polystomatidae.
AUGGGCGGCCCAGUUGGACCCACCUUGUACGAAGUCCUCUCCUAUAGUAGUUAUGGUACGCCCAACGUCGGCUUUGAACUUGGCACAUUCCCAGACGUUUCGCUGGCAUCGUCAGUAAGCCUUACCAGUCUUAGCACCAAGCUAGAACUCAUCAAAGAGACAAAAGAAAUCAAUCCCUCUACCAACUUUCUGCCGAACGGUUGUGUUAUCCCUCCUGUCCUGGUAUUUCUACCCACGCCCUUUCAUCGUAUAUCAAUAUCUCCCUAUAACAACUUCCGAUUUGUUUCUAUCCGACUCCUCGAGAGGUGUGCUCUUUCUGGAGACUUUAUUAGUGCGUUAUCACAUCUGCUUGUCUAUUUUCCCGCCGAUUUUCCGCUUGAUUUGCAGGAAUUGUUGAUCUGA